AUGAAAACAAACGAGUGUGUACAGGCGCGCUCUCGUUUUCAUCGCGAGACUCAUGAGAACCCUUUGACUCGAGCGCAAAACACCGACACGCUUCCGAGAGUGAACGAGGACCGCGAGACGCGACGCGUUGCGACGAGGGCACUAUGUACACACUCGUACUCGGCCUGUCUCGUGGUGUCUCGACGAGCGUGUACAGCCGCCAUUAGAGUUUUUAAACUUAAACCUAGGAUAUUCAUUUUGGACGCGUUUUCAAGCGUCCGGCCCCUCUCUGCACAAGUGGCUGACGAGGCGAUCUGCGAUGAUACGCUCAAGAAGUUUGCCCGCCUCGUCGAACAGCACUAUGGGCCGGUACGCGGACGUCUAUAUGGGAUCAUGAAAAUGAAGGUCGAAAUCCUGAUCAUUUUAACAGUUGUAUCGUUUGUGGUCACGGAAGAAGGUGACCUCUGCACAAAAAAUGGGAAACGCGGAACCUGUAAGAUAUUCAACGACUGCAAGCCGGCCAUGGAUGAAUUCAAAAAGUAUAAGACGAAUCCAAAGGCAAGUAUUUUUAUCAAACUACUAAAGAACAUUUGCAGCUGGGAAGGUGAUGAACCAAUCGUAUGCUGCGUUGAGAAAAUUAAAUACGUCGGCUCGAGCAACUUGGGCAGUAACAACAGACCAAACACUCGUUUACCGGAAUGCGAACGGAUUUCCAGGAAGCUGACUGCAGAGAAAACUGGCCAAAAAGCCUGGGAUAAAUGCAUCGAGUACCAAGAAAAGCUGAUCUAUCCAUGCAGGGAGAGCACCACGCCUUCCGGAGGUAUGGUCCGAUUGAACUUAUGCAAUAGAAAGCCAGAAGCCAUAAUAAUUGGUGGCAUGGACGCAUAUGAGGGGGAGUUUCCUCACAUGGUGCUGUUAGGCUUUGCGAAUGGCACAUCAAACGACAACUGGGCUUGCGGUGGAAUUUUAAUUAGUGAGAGGUUCAUAUUAACCGCUGGGCACUGCACCUGGAGCAAAGACUACGGCCCGGUAACUGACGCAAAGGUGGGGAUCCUGGCGCGAUCAGCCGCUACAGAUAGCACCAGGCAUUACAAGAUAAAACGUAUCAUCAAACAUCCUAACUAUAAAUCGCCGAAAAAGAUCGCGCUGGACCAGUACGCAGUACCAGCUUGCCUGCACAAUGGGCAUCUGGUGAACGACACCACUGCGACGGUGACCGGCUGGGGCACUACCGCCUUUAGAAGGAAUAAAGUUUCCGAUGUACUACAGAAGGUUACUCUCCAGAAGUUCUCUGACGAGGAAUGCUACAGAUCUUACGCACCAGGUACUCCAGGAAUGCGGCACAUGAAGGACGGGUAUAAUAGCACCACGCAGAUAUGCUAUGGCGACUGGCAUGCUGCCAAGGACAGUUGCAAUGGGGACAGUGGAGGCCCAGUCCAAGUGAAACAUCCAGAAAUAUACUGCAUGUAUUCAGUGCUGGGAAUAACGUCUUGGGGCAAGCAGUGUGGGUAUCCUGGGCAGCCUGCUAUUUACACGAGGGUGGCUGCGUACGUGCCCUGGAUAGAGGGUAUCGUGUGGCCUUGA
Parnassius mnemosyne (clouded apollo) is the source of this 1563-nucleotide messenger RNA. NCBI's taxonomy places the organism in Eukaryota, Metazoa, Arthropoda, Insecta, Lepidoptera, Papilionidae. The record is from the annotation of a GenBank genome assembly.